CAGACUGCCCCGGAAGCUUCUGGGCCACGGACUGCCCCGGAAGCUUUUGGGCCACGGACUGCCGGACCGUUGGGCUGUGAGGCAGCGUCUCAGCGAGGCGGCACCCGGAGCCAUGUCUUCACAAAGGAGGAAAGCGAAGAGGAGGAAUAGAGGAAGUCACCAUGCCAUGCGUGUGGCUCACUUAGAGCUGGCAACUUAUGAGCUGGCGGCAACUGGGUCGAAUCCCGAGAGCAGCCAUCCUGGAUACGAGGCCGCCAUGGCUGACAGGCCUAAGCCAGGAUGGCGGGAAUCUCUAAAGAUGCGGGUCAGCAAACCCUUUGGGAUGCUCAUGCUCUCCAUUUGGAUCCUGCUGUUCGUGUGCUACUACCUGUCCUACUACCUGUGCUCCGGGUCCUCAUAUUUUGUGCUUGCAAAUGAAGGUAUCCUGCCCAACAGUGAAAAUGCUCAUGGCCAAUCUCUGGAAGAAGAUUCCGCAUUGGAAGCUUUGCUGAAUUUUUUCUUUCCAGCAACUUGCAUUCUGAGGGAAAAUCAGGUGGUAAAGCCUUGUAAUGAGCUGCAAGAUCUUAGUGAGAGUGAAUGUUUGAGACACAAAUGCUGUUUUUCAUCAUUGGGGACCACGAGCUUCAAAUGUUUUGCUCCAUUUAGAGAUGUGCCUAAACAGAUGAUGCAAAUGUUUGGGCUUGGUGCGAUCAGCCUGAUCAUCCUGGUAUGUCUGCCCAUUUAUUGCCGCUCUCUUUUCUGGAGGAGCGAACGGGCCGAUUAUAUACAAAGGCAGGACAACAGAGUUGUAACGGGUUUGAAGAAACAAAGAAGGAAGCGAAAGAGGAAGUCUGAAGUGUUACAGAAAGCAGCAAGAGGACGUGAGGAACAUGAUGAAGAGUAGCAAGAGACCAAAGCAUUAUUUUCCCCUCAAGACAACAGAAACCAUUCAGAGCAGAGGGGACUGUCUCAGCCAUGCAAACCUCAUGGAGCAUUUUGGAAAGCUAAAAAUUGGUUCUUAUUUUUGUCAUGUUUACUUUCAAACAUGAAAUAAAAUUGAGUUCUGUUUUCAUGCAUCAAA
Molecule: messenger RNA, 1060 nt
Organism: Gorilla gorilla gorilla (western lowland gorilla)
Lineage: Eukaryota; Metazoa; Chordata; Mammalia; Primates; Hominidae
Gene: FMR1NB
Product: FMR1 neighbor
Exons: 6
Coding region: 113-883 (256 amino acids)
Source: RefSeq, a predicted model, not a curated record